AUGGACGAAGAAGACGACGACCUCUACGGCCCCUCUGAGCCUGCCACCGAGACCAAGAAAGCGACCAAGAAGGAACAGGACGCUUCCAGCGACGACGAGCCCAUGGACGAAGGCGCAGAUUCAGGCGACGACAACGACGACGAUGGCGACGACGACAGCGACUCGGACCUGGAGUUCAUCAUAGACAAGCCUGCGACUGCAGCCAAGCCCGCGGCUGCAUCACAACCACAAGAAUCAAAGGCCAUAAAGAUCGAGGCCCCGCCCCACUCCACGUCCACACCGCAGCCACCUUCCAACCAGCAGGCAAUACCCACACCGGGGCUCGCCCCCCAAGUCUCGCAGUUGUCAGGACUAGCCUACCCAGCGCUUCACACUUCCAACGUGGACGUCAACGCAAACCCAACCUACCCACCGCUGUCCAAGUCGCUCCUCCAUGUCGACCUCGACGCCGAUCUGGCCGAAGAGCACAAGCUCUGGCGGCGCCCGGGCGAAGAUUACUCGGACUAUUUCAACUACGGCUUCGACGAGUUCACCUGGGAGACGUACAGGCUGAAGCAGCAGCAGAUGAGCCAGACGAUACAACAGCAAAAGCACGAAAUGGCACAGAUGCAGCAGAUGAUGUCCGGAGGCAUGCCUGGAAUGCCUCCCAUGCCCGGUGCUGGUGCGCCGGUCGGUGCGCCUCAGGGUCCUGGUGGCAUGAACGGAAUGGGCGGUAUGCCGCCAGGUGGAAUGGACGAGGGCCAGAUGCAGAUGAUGAUGCAGCAAAUGGCCAGCUCGGGCAUGGAUCCAAGCCAGAUGGAUUUUGCGACUUUUAUGCAGAUGGCGGGCGGUGGCAUGGGCGGACCGGGAGGGCCGGGAGGGUUCGGAGGCGGGGGACAGCAGGGUGCUGGGUUUCAGCAAGGACACCAGGGCGGUGGUGGGAGAGGCGGCCGAGGAGGAAGAGGGAGAGGGUGGUAG
Ascochyta rabiei is the source of this 957-nucleotide messenger RNA. RefSeq lists its product as uncharacterized. Bases 1 to 957 code for a protein of 318 amino acids. The record is from RefSeq and is a predicted model, not a curated record. Gene Ontology annotation, molecular function: RNA binding. Gene Ontology annotation, cellular component: mRNA cleavage and polyadenylation specificity factor complex. The transcript is spliced from 3 exons. NCBI's taxonomy places the organism in Eukaryota, Fungi, Ascomycota, Dothideomycetes, Pleosporales, Didymellaceae.